Messenger RNA from Colossoma macropomum (tambaqui), 2425 nucleotides. It is a transcript of the gene cunh15orf40, whose product is annotated as chromosome unknown C15orf40 homolog. Lineage: Eukaryota; Metazoa; Chordata; Actinopteri; Characiformes; Serrasalmidae. Gene Ontology annotation, cellular component: cytoplasm. The coding region runs from base 111 to 656 and encodes 181 amino acids. The transcript has 4 exons. The record is from RefSeq and is a predicted model, not a curated record.
GUUGACUCCAUACAGCUCAACAUAUUAUGCUAUGCGCAGUGCAUUUGUGCUAACGUUACAGUUCCGUGUGUUUACAUGUUAGCUGACUGGUACAAAAACAGCGUAAAUGUAUGCCUCCGUACUGUUACCAUGACUUAAAUCACUACAAGUCCAUGUUCUUUCAAAUUUUACGCCGUGGUUUUAAUAGGACACCAGUGUUUACACUCUGCGAGAGGAGCUGUGCUGGUGUUGUGAGCUCCUCGGUGUUUGGAGAUCAGCUGAGGAACCGGAGGAGUCUGUCUUUUUCCCAAACCAAGAUGCCCAAAAAAGAUAAAACGAGUAAAAGCACACAGAAACAGCCAGAAACACCAAGCGGCCCAGUUUCCAUUCUUAAAGACGGCGAUAUUGCGAUUGCAAUACAUGCCAAGCCCGGAGCAAAACAGAAUGCUGUUACAGAUGUGUCCUCAGAGGCAGUGGGGGUCGCUAUUGCUGCACCACCGACUGACGGAGAGGCCAAUGCGGAGCUGGUGCGGUAUUUAGCCAAAGUGCUGGAGCUGAAGAAGAGUGAAGUAGCACUAGAUAAGGGUAGUAAAUCAAGAGAGAAAAUCAUUAAAGUCACUGCUUCUAUUAGUAAAGAGGAGGUGCUGGAGAGACUGAAGCGUGAGGCUGCUGGCUGAGAACAGUGAAAACGAAAGGAUUUUUUCCUUUUAAGGAAUGGACACUGGGCUAAACCAGGUCUGCCCAACCGUAGCCCUGGAGACUCUCCCCUACAAAAUCUCAGACUGUAACUUAAAGUGAAAUUACACUGUUUUUUCAAAUGUUAAGCUGAAAACAAAACCAAUUAGAAUUGUUUAAUAAAUGUGAAAUGCUGCACUCUAAAGAAACAUACCAGUGGUGUUGGUCUGACGUCUGAAGCGUUAGAAAGUUAUUACAUGAAAUGGGUAUGAAUAUGAUGAUAUGAUGCCGGAUGCCUGAGACAUUAUUGUAUGAUCGGGUUUUGGCCUAAAACGUAUUUUUUUAAAUCCAGGCAGGUUCAUGCAGGGCCCAAUUUUGCACUAUUUUUUUCUAUUACCAGUAUUUCAUAUAGAACUCAGAAGACGCAUGUAGGUUUUCAGGUAAGUUUGGAUAGUAAAUAAAAUGUCUAUAUUUCUGUAGGCAUCGCAACCCAGAUUCCUACCACCACCACUCUAAAGAAAUUAGUCAGUUUCUACAUAAUGCACCAUUUCACAUCGGACCACUCCGAAUUACAACUUAAUGAUUGAAUUAUGCAGAACUGUUUAAAAAUUGGUGGUAUUCCCCUUUAAAACACCUGCUUCUAAUGUUUGCAUGUUCCUGACCUCUUUGAUUAGGAGGAUCAGGUUUGUUAGAUUAGGGCUGGAACAUCCCUGCCCUAAAAUAUCAUCAGUGCCAGUCCUGUUUUGUGCCAACAAACAUGUAUUGCUUUCUGUGGAAGUGGUGAGUCUGCCACUGUAAUGUGAUGUUAGCAGUGUAUUGACAUCUUUUAAUAUACUUAAUAGCUUCUGAGAAAUAUCUCCUGCUUUAUUCCACACUUAUUGUGUUGCAAGAGAUCUAAAUUCUAAGACUUUUCAGGCGCUAAGAGCUUUUGCUGUAAUGACUGUGACAAUAUAUCAGAGCUUCUGUCAGUGAGUAAUGUGUUAAUUAAGGAGAGGCCUAAUGAGCAGAGCUAUUAGAUGAUUUCCAUUAAGAAAUGCACCCACCACAAGAUAGCCUAAUUUAAAUAACUUUUGGACUGUUCAUUGCACAACACGCACAAAAAUAAAAAAGGAAAAAAAAAAUAAAAAGGAAUUUUGACUGUAAAUAGUGGGAGUGUUAUGUGGUAAAAUGACAAAAAAUACAGUGACUAUUUCAAACCUGUAUUAGGAUUUUAUGUUGGUCAUGUCUUGUAUUAUUAUGCGGUAAUUUGGUGUGCUUAUGUUAAAUUGGCCUCAGUUUAAUCUUUAGAAGUUGAGAAUUAUUAUGUAUUUAAUUACAUAGUGAUACAAUUAAGUGCAUUUACGCUUCUGACAUUUUUCUAUCUGUUUCAGUGUCAAGACAAAAAUGUAAAUGUUUUUUCUUUUCACAAAAUGAGUGUCCAAUCAACAGUACAUUUUCAUCAAAUUCAAAUCAUACUAAAAUAUUUCUUCUUAUAAACACAAAUGUGGUAAUGAUUGACUGUUUAUAAUCUGUGCAUUUGACACCUUGUUACAGUAAACAAUAAUAUUGAAUAAGAUAUUAGAGUAAUAAGAUAUUAGAAAUGUUAAUAUUUAAUGAGACGUAAUAUCUAAUUUUACUAUGCUUUUGAUAUUGCAGAUGAUGGUUGCAGCUUCUAAGGUUGGCAUUACACGGUGAAACUUUAAAGCAACUCUAGUUGCUUGAAACCUACAUGAAAGUAAAUAAACCUUGAGUUGGGGAAUGUAAAGCGUCCUGCAACUCGUUUGAAACAGUU